This is a messenger RNA of Amoebophrya sp. A25, 1053 nucleotides long. NCBI's taxonomy places the organism in Eukaryota, Dinophyceae, Syndiniales, Amoebophryaceae. The record is from the annotation of a GenBank genome assembly.
GGGAACUGGCUCUCCAGGAAGGCUAAAGGGUUGAUCGGUAGUAAGGGCAAUUAUGCAUUAACCACUAAUGAAUGGAGGUAGAUGUUCUUCUUGAUGCAUCAACUACUAUUGCUGCAUGCGACAAGUACUACAAUGUAGUACCGGCGCAAGCAUUAAGAUUAACUACGGUACAACUAAUUAAUACUACAAAAAACUGGUACUGGCGGUAGAAGUAGAAGUAGUAUUACUCUACCCCACUUGGCGAACAACAUUCCUGGAAUUGAAAAACCUGAUUUGGAUCGUAAGGGAAAACGAGAAGAGAAUCCUUGUGAUCGAAUUCAGGUUACCGAAUAAUGAAUAGAGAAGGGUACUUAGUUCUUCUUGCUCUACUUGCAUCAACUAUAUGCACUACUUGCACAACAACAACCAGCUCUUAUCAAGAAUAGCUGGAAUUCCAAAGAAAAAGUUCCUCAGCUACAAAAAUAUCUUCGUCCAACAUGUUGUGGAUGUAGAUUAUAGUAGUACAACCCGAAUAGUAGUAGGGUUUAGGCAUUCACGUACGAUGUUGGGACGAAGAUCAUCAUCUCCUCUGGUCCUCAUCUCCUCUAAAACAAAACGCACAGGGGAAAGUGCAUGCCGAUGAAGUUAUGAGAACUAUCUGACCAUACAUUCGUGAAACAACAAUUAAAGUCCUCUAGAGUCAACUAGACUAGGUGCGGCGGGUAGGUAAAUAAGUGAAUGAAUGAGUGACUGAACAAGAGUGAGAAGUGACUGAAGAGUGAUCAGUACCGCCCCCGCCCUCAGCGCUCACCUCGAUCUCAGCACGACCGACCUCACAGUGGUCCUACGAUCUAAGCAUGACCUGAUAGUGAGUUUGUGUGAUAGCAAGUGAUACAUAUCUAGUGCAUGAUGCAGCUACUCAUUGAGAGCGAAGAAAUGCGGACAACGUCGUUCCUAGGUCGUAAGAAGACAAGAAAGGAGGAGCGACGUUCCCCUAGUUUCCAUGAGUGAAAGCAUUCGCAUCGUCCUACUCCUACUCCUUACUUCAGUACUCCUAUGACCUCAUAGUGGUCC